UUGAUAUAAGUUCUGAACCACUGAAUCGAAACAAAAUAUUCAUACGCUUCACGAAGUGUUUCGAAAGCUACCAUCAUAGCUGCCGAAUAUUUACACCGUGUCUACAUCGGACGCGACAGUUAUCAGUCAUGGAUGCGAAAAUACGCCCAUGAAUACAGCAUCAGAAACCUCGUCGCGCCGCCUCCCGUUUAGACAGCAUUACUGAUUACUGUCUUGUUACGUGUAGACAGGUGAUAGUUUCACUUUAGUGUUUCACAGAGACUAGGCUACAUUAAAAAAAAAAGAAAGAAAGAAAGAACAUCUGAUAAAAUGAAGUUUCCCUUUAUUUUGCUGUCUGCCUGUUUGCUUUUUCCGGACCAUGGUGCAUCUGGUGUUGAGACAGAUGGAGUGUUGGUGUUUGUGAUGGAGGGAGAUUCAGUCACUCUACUGACUGGUAUUAAGAAAAACCAAGAAGACAGAAUCAGAUGGUAUUGUAAUGACACUCGCAUCGCUCAAAUCAAUGGAGAUCCCAGUAAGACCUGUACAGAUGUUCAGUGUAAUAAAGGCACUGAGAGAUUCAGAGACAGACUGAAGCUGGAUCACCAGACUGGAUCUCUGACCAUCACACACACCAGAACCACAGACUCUGGAGAAUAUCAACUGAAGAUCUUCAGCAGCAGCAUCAGUGAAAAGACCUUCAGUGUUUCUGUCCAUGGUGUUUCUGCUGCUGAACGAGAAACAAUGAAGAGAAAGUCGGUGAAAGAGGGAGAAUCUGUCACUUUAGAUCCUGGUGUAAUGAAACAACCCAAUCAUGUGAUGACGUGGUAUUUUGAUGACACUCUCAUCAUCGCUGAAAUCACUGGAGAUCUCAACAAGAACUGCACAGAUUUUCAUUGUCCUGAGAGAUUCAGAGACCGACUGCAGCUGGAUCAUCAGACUGGAUCUCUGACCAUCAGGAACAUCAGAAUCACAGACUCUGGAGUUUAUGAACUACAGAUCAACAGCAGCAGCCGCCGUCGUCAUCGUCGCCACAGCAUCAGCAGUGUAAAGAGCUUCGAUGUUACCGUCAUCAAUUCAGGUCUGUCUCCAGGUGCUGCAGCAGGUCUAUCUGUUAUUGUUUUUCUACUAGUGGCUGCAGCUGUAGCUAUUGGUGUGAUUUUCUAUCGCCGCAGGAGCUCCAGAAAUGACAAGUCAAAUGACAACGUCGACCCAGCAGGAUUAGUGGGUAGUCUCUAACACGAUUUCUACUGAAGCAUUAUUCCCAUUGAUCCAUCGUUUCCCAAAAAUAUCUAAUAAAGCACUUUUAAAAUCACCUGUUACUGGAAAUCUACACACCUCUGUUACAAUUGCAGGCUUUUAAGAUGUAAGAAACGAAUCCUAGUAAAAUCAUGUCAGAUCUUUUUCCACCUUUAAUGCGAUAUUAAAACCAACAAAAUUAAUGUAACAAAUAAAUAGAAACUUUUAAGACAAAUACAAAAAUAAAAGACAAAAAUACACCUUUUCAUUUAAUACUGCAGUCAGUCUUUUUGAAAAUGUCUUUUUGACUAUUUUUACUGCUUUUCCUUUGAUUGAUCAUAUUGUGGGCCGGAGAAUCUCCUGUCUAAAGGCCUCUUCAAGACAUUCCUCAAGGUUUUUGAUUGGAUUUAGGCCUGGGCUCAGACUGGAGCUUUGCAAAUUGUUCUUCCUUUUCUGAAGGUCUGUAAUUUGGUUUCAUCAGACAAUAAUACAUUUUAAGGUAUCUCAGGCACCAUUCACACAGAUCGUGUUUCUCCAUUCCAUUGCGGUACUUUCCGAUUGUUUUUUGUGGAAUCACAUGCUAGAUAAACGUGUUUGACUGCAACACUUGUGUCUUUUGCAACACCUUGCUCACAGCAUGACAUUCUAAAAGCAUGGCGCUCAAGUUAAAAGUGUUUUUUUUUUCCUGUUAUUCAUGUUCUUUGGAAUGUCAUUGUUGUACCCUAUUGUCUCCACUAUGGCCUUCACAGGUAUUCCAUGGAACAUCUAAUGUUUUGCAAAUAUUUUGCCAUGGCUUCAUCAAUAAGAUACAACCAAAAAAUAUGGAGAAAAAUGUUCAAAAAUGGCUUUUGUUGUUGUUUGUUUAAUUCAGGGUUAAUCAGCAUCACUUACCAUUAUAACUGAAGGAUUUUAAUUGCUUCUUGGUAAGAGUUUGAAUUUAAUUGGUUAAUUCACCAACAUCCCCUUUUAUAAUAAUAGGGUGUGCACACUUAUGCAGCAAGGAAUUUUUUUCAGGUUUUUCUUCUUCUUUUUCUUUAAAAUUUAUUUUUGUUUGUUGUAUACAAUUUAAUACUGCAUUAGGUGAUCUGACAUGAUCUGCAAUUUUAACAGUCACUGUGGAUAAUAUUACACUGUAAAAAAAAAAAAAAAAGUUGAGCCAACUUAUUUUUGUGGGAGAUUCUGAAAUUUUUGUUGUAUAAACAAGUUGAGAAAACCCAAAAAUCUGCUGAAGCUGGUUGCCUUAAAAUUUAAGUUGGCUCAACAUUUCUUUUUUUAUAGGGCAAGGCAUUCUGACUUCUUAUUAAUAACCAAGUUGUGUAACACUUUAUUUUAAGGCGUCCUUGUUACAUAAUAUUAAAUGCACUUACUAUUAUAAUAACAAAUUAUGCAUAAUUACAUGCAAUAUUUAUUUAUUUAUUUUUUGAAAAUUGUUCUGUCACUUUUGAACUCUUGUCUUUUAAUGAACUAGUAUUUGUAUUGUAUCAUGAGGUGCACAGUGUUUACACUGAUUUUGUGGUUUUACAAUAAACUGGGUGAAUUCUGUAAA
Molecule: messenger RNA, 2761 nt
Organism: Onychostoma macrolepis
Lineage: Eukaryota; Metazoa; Chordata; Actinopteri; Cypriniformes; Cyprinidae
Exons: 5
Coding region: 310-1215 (301 amino acids)
Source: RefSeq, a predicted model, not a curated record